Messenger RNA from Fraxinus pennsylvanica, 1173 nucleotides. Lineage: Eukaryota; Viridiplantae; Streptophyta; Magnoliopsida; Lamiales; Oleaceae. The record is from the annotation of a GenBank genome assembly.
AUGGUGAUCUACAGCCAUAAUCACAGUGAUUAUUCUGAGAAAAUGCAGAGAUGUCAAGAUUAUAUAAAGGCCUUAGAAGAAGAACGUCGUAAGAUUCAAGUGUUCCAACGUGAACUCCCUCUUUGUCUUGAUCUUGUCACCCGAGCAAUUGAGGCAUGCAAGCAGCAAUUAUCUGGAACAUCAACUGAGUAUAAUUUACAUGGGCAAUCUGAAUGUUCUGAGCAGACAUCAACUGAAGGGCCAGUUUUGGAAGAAUUUAUUCCUAUAAAGAGAAAUUCUGAUGAUGAAGAACGACAAUCUAAGAAGCCAAAGGAUAAUACUAGUGUUAAAGAUAGCAUAAAUGGGAGUGAAAAAAGUUCCAAGAAAUCAGAUUGGCUUAGAUCUGUUCAACUAUGGAAUCAAACUCCAGAUCUACCCCGCAAAGAGGAUUCACCAAGAAAAGUGUCCGUUGUGGAGGUGAAGAGAGAUGGCAGUAGCGGUGCAUUUCAUCCAUUUAAGAAAGAGAAAAGUGUUGGCACUUGUGGUGCUACAACUGCUACUGUGCAAGGGUCAAUUAAUAGGGAGGUACCGGUGGCUGCAGCCAGUUCUUCGGUGGAGACAGGUGGUAGCGUUGGCGGUGGGAGUGGUGGAAGUAAAAAGGAAGAGAAGGAAGGAAGGAAGGCAAGGAGGUGUUGGUCACCUGAGUUACAUAAAAGGUUUAUACAAGCCCUUCAACAACUUGGUGGUUCACAUGUUGCUACACCUAAACAAAUUAGGGAAUUGAUGAAGGUUGAUGGCCUUACAAAUGAUGAAGUUAAAAGUCAUUUACAGAAGUAUAGGUUGCACACGAGGAGGCCUAGUUCUUCAAUCCACAACAACAACAACAACACACAGGCGCCACAGUUUGUGGUGGUGGGAGGAAUUUGGGUGCCACCUUCGGAAUAUUCUGCAAUGGCGGCAACCACCACAUCCAGGGAGACACCGGUAGUUGCCACCACUUCUAAUGGAAUCUAUGCGCCUAUUCCUGCACUACCACCACCCUUCCAAGAGACAAUAACAUCCCCUAAACAGAGACAGCAACAUAACCAAUCGAAUUCUGAUGAUCAAGGCAGCCAUAGCGAAGGCCGUGUUCACUCUCAUUCCCCAGCCACCUCCUCGUCCACGCACGCAACCGCUGCCUCGCUGGCUUAUUGA